AUGAGCUGUGAUGACAAGGUUUGUGCCCACGUCUCCUGGGCCAUGACCGGAGCGCCUAUUGGCACCUUCACUCUAGAUCCUGGAACCCGGGUGAGCGAGCUGAAGGAGAUGUUAGAGGUGCCCGCGAGGACACCCUUGGAGUAUCUAGAGCUUCUCUGCGACGGUGUGGUGCUCAGCGACUUUGCCCGCGUUGUUCACACCUUUGCCCGGUCACCACAUGUCGACUUGCAUGUCAUGCGCAAGGAGCCGCCCAGACUUGUUGAUUUUCUGAAGGAGUCACGGGAGCAAGAGUUCAAGACGUGGCCGACCUGCCAGAAGAAGGAUCUUAUGGCAACAGAGCGGCGAGAUGUCAGGGUGGCAAAGUACAUCAUGGAGGCAGAUUGGGAUGGCAGCCAGCUAAACUCGAAGGACACAUGGUGGGAUGCAGUCCCGGACUUCUAUGGUGACAGUGACACCUAUAACCCGUGCACGGUCUUGCACUAUGCAGCUGCAUGGGGCCAGACUCGGAUUUGCAAGGUGCUGCUUGACCUUUCAGCUUUUAAAGUGGCUGAUGCGGUGGCAGAUAUCGCCAUGCCUUAUUCUAUUUUUUACACAUACGAGUUGAACCACUGUGUGCAGUCUUGCACAGCCCUUCAUGCUGCCAUUGCGUGGGGUAGAUGGGACACUUGUCGGCUCCUACUGAAUCACAGUCGCUUUACCGCUGUGGCUGCGGCGAAUGCUGCUGGCCAGACGGCUCUUCACUUGGCCGUGCUCGCAGGGAACCCAGAAAUUGUGGAUGAACUCCUGGCAGAUGGCCGCGUGGACAUCAAUGCCCAGACACGCCACGGCCAAACCGCACUCGACAUGGCCUUGAUGAUCCGUCGAGAGUUUCCGGAACGAACUCGUGCCAGGUAUGAGAGGAUCCUGGUUCUACUCUUGGAAUGCGGAUGCGGGCCCCAAGGGCGUGAGGCCUUCGGGAAGGCGCUCGAGGAGGCGGUGGUGAACCGGGACAAACGGCUCCUGCAUGUCGCCCUGAGGUGUCGCCAUGGCAUGGACAAGUUUCUGGCUGGUCUGGUUGCCCAGAAAGACCGUGUAAUCACAGAGUGCUUCUUCUCAGAGAGAGCUACUGCAAAGGAGGUUCACUCCCGAAAGCGUGACUUGCAGAAGCAGAGAGCUUGUCGCAGACGGCAGAAGGCCUCGACCAAGGCUCUUAGGAAGCAAGUUGUUGAUGAAGCAUCUCCAGUGCAGACACCCAAGCGCCCCUAUCGGUCAAAAUCCAGCAAUAGCUGGAAGCAGACUGAAUUCGACUUCACGUUUUGCAAAUGA
Messenger RNA from Symbiodinium sp. CCMP2456, 1305 nucleotides. The record is from the annotation of a GenBank genome assembly. NCBI's taxonomy places the organism in Eukaryota, Dinophyceae, Suessiales, Symbiodiniaceae.